GAGAGAGUUUGAGGGAGAGAGAUGCCGGAAUUCUGCGUUACAGGAGGAACAGGCUUCAUAGCAGCCCACAUCAUAAAAGCUUUGCUAGAGAGAGGCCAUGUUGUUCGGACGACUGUAAGAGAACCAGAUAACAUGGAUAAAGUGGGGUUUCUUUGGGAAAUGGAUGGGGCGAAAGAGAGGCUAAAAUUGGUGAGGGCAGAGUUGUUAGAGGAAGGAAGUUUCGAUAAAGGCAUCGAUGGAGUGGAUGGGGUGUUCCACACUGCGUCUCCUGUUCUAGUCCCUUAUGACCAAAAUAUUGAGGAAAGCAUGAUAAAUCCAAGCAUAAAGGGCACCAUCAAUGUACUAAAAUCUUGCUCAAAAGCAACCUCUCUUGGGCGUGUUGUCCUCACCUCUUCAUGCUCUUCUGUACGGUACCGCGAUGAUGUGCACCAAAUUUCACCUCUAAACGAGUCACAUUGGAGUGACCCCCAAUAUUGCAAAAACCACAAUCUAUGGUAUGCUUAUGCCAAAACCCUAGCUGAGCAAGAGGCAUGGAAGGCAGCAAAAGAAUGGAAGAUUGACCUAGUGGUUGUGAACCCAUCAUUUGUGGUGGGUCCCUUGCUCGGACCACAGCCCACUAGUACCCUUCUUAUGGUGCUGGGGAUUCUCACAGGUAUAAAUGGAGGCGUAUACCCAAACACUAGAAUUGGUUUCAGUCACAUAGAUGACGUGGUGACGACCCACAUGUUAGCAAUGGAGAAAGGGGAGGCCUCAGGUAGGCUAAUUUGCUCGGGCCCUGUGGCGCACUGGUCAGAGAUCGUAGCAAUGCUCAAGCCCAAAUAUCCCUCGCUUAACAUUGCCAAUAAACCUUAAGAGAGGGUAUAUUCUCUCAACCUUGCGGUGAAUUCCCUUACAAACUUUGAGAUAGGGUAUAUUCUUUCAACCUUUUAUUUUUAUUUUUUUUUUGUUUUAUUUUCUCAAUUUACAUAAAUUGGUAUCAGAGCAAGUUAGGUCCAAAGUUUACAAUGCCACCAAAAGCAAAUCAAGUUACUCCUGCUAAUCCUACUCCUAUGGAUGAUCGUUGGAGGCAAUCUAUAAAAAUUUUGAGUAAAGCCCUGGAGGAUUUUCGAACUGAAGUACGUGAGAUGCUUCAGGAGAUGAAUCAGAAGUUGCAACGGUUAGAGAAUAACCUUCCCCGUGAAGAAGGUACUAGCAACCUUGGUAAUCUUGCAUCAGGAAUUCUACGACAAAUCCAAGGUGUUGAUUUCGAGCGUAACGAAUAUUACUGGCAAAAGAUGAAAAAGAAAUUGAAAGAAAAUUUUCUUUC
Amborella trichopoda is the source of this 1306-nucleotide messenger RNA. NCBI's taxonomy places the organism in Eukaryota, Viridiplantae, Streptophyta, Magnoliopsida, Amborellales, Amborellaceae. The record is from RefSeq and is a predicted model, not a curated record.